Molecule: messenger RNA, 1008 nt
Organism: Thelazia callipaeda (thelaziosis nematode)
Lineage: Eukaryota; Metazoa; Nematoda; Chromadorea; Rhabditida; Thelaziidae
Source: the annotation of a GenBank genome assembly
AUGAGAAUAGUAUUUAUAUCAUGUGCAGCACUUUUCGGUACUUUAUUCGUUGUUUUAACAGUUGUUGGCUUGAUCGGUAACUCAGUUGUCAUUGCUGCCAUUAGUUGUGAUAAGAAAAUGCGUCAUUCAGUGAUGAAUAUGUUAUUAUUUAAUUUGGCUAUAGCUGAUGCCUUAAAUCUUAUCAUAACCACUGUGGAAUGGUCACCAACAAUCGCACUUGGAAGAUUGGAAUGGAUUUUACCAGCCAUUUUAUGCCCUCUGGCCCGUUAUCUUGAGAUUAUCUUUUUAUUCGUUUCAAUUCUGACACAAAUAGUGGUUUGUGUUGAGAGAUAUGUCGCUAUAGUAUAUCCAAUGCAUGCCCGUCGCUUAUGCUCAAGGCAGAAUAUAUUUAUUUUAAUAGUACUUACUUGGUUAUUUGUCGUCCUUUUUGCUAUACCUUACGCUUUACUUCACCGGUUGACUCCAAAAUGUAUGCUUCUGCUCUGUAGGUACUUCAAACAGUCACUCUGUGUGAAUCCAUACGUGUCAACUUCAUUUUGGAGACGCUACAAAUGGCUUGAAUUUUUCUGCUUCUAUUUCAUUCCUUGUAUUUUUCAGCAAUAUGUAUCAAUUUUUGCAAAACUUGUAAAAUUAACAAAAAAACAAUGUAAUCUUUGCAUUACAGUAUCAACGUCAGAAGCUGUAGUACACCAUCAAACGGAAGCAUUACGAAUAAGACGAAACGUUGUAAAGAUGUUAGUUGGAUGCGUAUCAAUGUAUUUCAUAUGUUAUUCUCCAAUACAAACUAUUUUUCUAUCCAAGGCUUUGUUUGAUGUACAAGUUAGUACAACUUAUGAAUUCAUACUGCUAAUGGACGCCCUAGCAUUGAUGUGUAGUGCUUGUAAUCCAUUGCUAUAUGCAUUGUUUUCGAAGAAGUUUCGUGCUCGUAUAGCUAGGAUAUUAGUUUUAAGUUGUUCUUACAUUUGUUGUUAUAAUCGAAAUCGAAAGGCAGUAUCAACUUCUAGAUGA